AUGUCUCGCCUAAAUCAACAAUCAACGAUUGAUCCACGUAAUCCACGUUGUCGUCUAUGUGAUACGAUGACAUCCGUUUAUUGGCGUGUUCCAGCUCGUGAUUUACUUUUAUGUAAUAAUUGUUUUUUACAUGAUUUAAAAAGUUCAAAUCAAUUUUGUAAAUUAAAACGUAUCGAUACAAAUAUUGAAGAAUUACCAACAUUAGAAAAUCGUUUUCAAUUUUCCACUCAAAAUAUAAAAGAUGAACAAAUAAUUUCUUCUUCAUCAUCAUCUUCAUCAUCAACUAUUACAAAAUCUAAACGAUCAAAAGUUAUUGAACCAAUUAAAUCUCAAUUACCAAUUAAAAUUUCUACGCGACAACAACCAUCAUUUCGUUCGAAUAGAAAAACUCUUGCAUUUAAAUCAAAAAAACCUGAAAAAUGUUUAUCUCAAUCAACAACAUUUAGAUUAUUUGAUGUUUUAUACUCAAAAGGACGUCGAUUUGAAGUUGGAGAUAUUGUAUAUUUGAUUGAUUCAAAUCUUUCAUAUUUUUAUGCUCAAAUUCGUGCAUUAUUUCAAGAUGAACAUGUCAAUGCAUUUGCUUUUUUAACAUGGUUAUUACCAACAUCAAUUAAUACUUCGACGAAUAAUUUUCAUUUUGAUCCAAAUGCAUAUUCAAUAGGACCAAACGAAGAAUAUCCACGUUCAUUAAAUUCUCUUUCAUUUGUUUGUCAUGCACCAUCAGAUUAUUUUCAAGUCAAAACAUAUCCACAAUCAGUAACGACAGAUAAUAAACGUUCAUUUAAUUAUAUUUGGACACCAGUUUACGACAAUAAUAAUAUUAAUAAUAAUAAUAAUAAUAAUGAAAAUGAUUAUUCUUCUACACCAACAUCAAUUAAACGACGACGUUUUGUUUAA
Molecule: messenger RNA, 897 nt
Organism: Adineta steineri
Lineage: Eukaryota; Metazoa; Rotifera; Eurotatoria; Adinetida; Adinetidae
Source: the annotation of a GenBank genome assembly